This is a messenger RNA of Callorhinchus milii (elephant shark), 1252 nucleotides long. RefSeq names its product chromosome unknown C2orf69 homolog (gene cunh2orf69). Lineage: Eukaryota; Metazoa; Chordata; Chondrichthyes; Chimaeriformes; Callorhinchidae. Bases 200 to 991 code for a protein of 263 amino acids. The record is from RefSeq and is a predicted model, not a curated record. Gene Ontology annotation, cellular component: mitochondrion. The transcript has 2 exons.
GCCGCCCGUUUGCUUGUGGCGAGAGCCCGGGUUUGAGGUGUUCGGGCUGAGCGCGGUGACGGGCUCCGAGCCCGGGAGGAAGAACGACCUGGUGCUGGGAGUGAGCGGCGGCGGAGGGGGAGGGGGAGGGCGGCGGCGGCCCGAGAGCCCACAGCGGGUCAUCUACUUCCCGGGAGAUGUGCAGAAUUACCGGGAGCUGAUGGCCCGCCACGCAGAGAAUGCCCGCUGGCAGCAAUGGAGCCUGGAGGACACGGCUGCCCUGCUCCUGCGGAGAUUCCCCAGCAGCCACGUCUGGAUUGUGAAGGCUUCCCGGAUGCACCUGCACAAGUUCAGCUGCUACGACAACUUUGUGGAGAGCGAUCUGUUCGGGGCGCCCAAGCACAGCCCGGACUACGGUGCCUUGGGACACCUCCGCGCACUGCUGAGCAAUGCUUCCAAGCAGAGCCGCAGCCUCCUGUGUACUGGGCGGACCGACCGGAGAGUGUCCACAGCCCCAGCCCAGCCUGGAGCCAACACCUCCGCUCAGACCCCAAACGGGAUAGCAGCACCGAGCGGGACGGAUACCGGGAGAGCGCGUGAGAAAGGCGGUGAUGCACCACUCAGGACAAUCCUGAUCGGGUUCAGUAAGGGCUGCGUGGUUCUCAACCAGCUCCUGCACGAGCUGAGUGAAGCCCAGAAGGACGAGGAGCUGGCAGCCUUCAUUCAGACCAUCAGCCAAGUGUACUGGUUGGACGGAGGCCAUGCCGGGGGAAGCAACACGUGGGUUACCAGCCCUGAGGUCCUGCAGGAGUUGGCUCGGACUGGGAUCCCUGUGCAAACUCACGUUACUCCUUACCAAGUGAGGGACAGCAUGAGGGCUUGGAUUGGGAAGGAACACGAGAAAUUCGUCCGGCUCCUUAGAGAGCUCGGUGCAAACGUAACAGACCAACUUCACUUUGAGAAUCAGCCUCCCUCUCUGAAAAACCACUUUCAGGUCCUCAAAAUGUUCUGAGUGGAAUCUAAGUGUUCCUUCCCAAUUGGAAUGGCAGAAUUACUCCUGAAAACAGUUUCCUGACAUCCAUGAAGUUGGUGGAUAAAUAGACUUGGGUGAAUCUGUGUAGAUUUCCCCUUUAGAACCUGUUCAUUCUGACAACACACCUUUGCCAGAGUCUAACUUGUUUGUACGUUGAAGUACUGUUAUUGCAGCUUCGUUACUUUGCAUUCCGUUGUGUGAUGUGCUACACUUGCUGUAAUAAAAACAAGAAUAGAUACA